AUGAAUUUAGUUACACCAAGACAACGUCAACAAUGGUUAAGUCAAGCAGAAGAUUAUGCUGAUAUUUUUCUUCAACGUACUAAAUAUGUAUUACCACAUUUAGCAAGAUUUUGUUUAGUAUCAACAUUUAUUGAAGAUGGUAUUCGUAUGUGGAUGCAAUGGAGUGAACAAAGAGAAUAUAUUAUGAAAAGUUGGAAUGUUGGAUGGUUUAUUGGAACACUUUUUGUUAUUAUUAAUUUAUUUGGUCAACUUAUACCAUGUGCAAUGAUUUUAGCAAGAAAAAAAACUGAUAUAGCUUGUGGAAUAUUAGUUUUUAUUAUUUGUUUUCAAUCAAUUGCAUAUCAAAUUAUUUGGGAACUUCGAUUCUUACUUAGAUCCUGUUCAUUAAUUGGUGGUUUAAUAUUAUUAAUGGUAGAAAAUCGAAAAGAAGCUCGUAGUUUAUUUGCUGGUGUACCAACAAUGCAUAAUAAUGCACCAAAAAAUUAUAUGCAAUUAGCUGGUCGUAUGUUAUUAGUUAUUAUGUUUUUAACAAUUGUUCGUUAUGAAUUAUCAUUUACAUCAAUAAUACAAAAUUUAAUUGGUGGUAUAUGUAUGUUAUUUGUUGCUAUUGGUUUUAAAACAAAAUUAUCAGCAUUAUUUCUUGUUCUAUAUUUAACAUUUGUGAAUUUUUAUAUGAAUUGUUUUUGGCUUGUUUCACAUCAUCGAGCAUUGCAUGAUUUUUUGAAAUAUGAUUUUUUUCAAACAAUGUCGGUUAUUGGUGGCCUUCUAUAUGUUGUUGCACUUGGUCCAGGUGGUGUAUCAGUAGAUGCAAGAAAGAAAGAAUGGUAG
Molecule: messenger RNA, 828 nt
Organism: Rotaria sordida
Lineage: Eukaryota; Metazoa; Rotifera; Eurotatoria; Philodinida; Philodinidae
Source: the annotation of a GenBank genome assembly